Messenger RNA from Penaeus vannamei (Pacific white shrimp), 2299 nucleotides. The record is from RefSeq and is a predicted model, not a curated record. NCBI's taxonomy places the organism in Eukaryota, Metazoa, Arthropoda, Malacostraca, Decapoda, Penaeidae.
AUGUUUUGUGUCAUGUUGGCUGUCGGGACGCCCACCGUCCCAGGCUUCGGUGGGCGUGGGAGGCGGGAGGUGUGGGUGUGGAUCGUGGAGGACAGCGAGGAGCGGAAGGGGCGGGGCAUCCACGUGCUGGUGCUGCACCAGGCCAGCGGCGCCGUGAUGGCCCAGCGGAUUUUCGACACGUACUCCCCCCACGAGGACGAGGCCAUGACGUUGUUCCUUAACAUGGUGUCCCCCGGCAGGAUCCUCGUGCUGGCCAUCAAGGAUGAGGGGACGUUCCAGAUGAAGAACGGCGGGCGGGACGCGCUGCGACGCCUGGGCAGCACGCACGCCCACGAGCUCGGUGCGGGACAUGUGGGCGAUGGUGGCGUGAAGGGCGCGGUGUACGGGGAGCAGCUCGCCCACAGCCCCGACUUCAAACACGUGGGGCUCGGCCUCAUGUUGAGGGCGGAGGUGCCCCUCGUGCCCUUCGAAGUGAGAGAAAGCGACUGCGGGUGGCCGGACACGGAGGAGCACCGCCGCCGGAGGAAUUCUGCAGCCACUCGAGGCUACGGCUCCGUGUGCUCCUGCAAGCGACCCCGCCCCUCGCCUUCACCACCGAGCCCGUGACUCCUCAACAACCAGGUGCACGAUGUCCCCGUCGCCAUCAUCGCCAGCAACCGUCCACACUAUCUGUACAGAUCCCUCCGCUCACUGUUGGCGGCCCCUGGAGUGAACCCCGACAUGAUAACCGUUUUUAUCGACGGUUAUUACGAAGAACCUCUCGCCGUGACCAAGCUCUUCGGACUGAGGGGGAUCCAGCACACGCCACUUGGGGUACGGAACGCCCGCAUCACCCAGCACUACAAGGCCUCCCUCACCGCCACCUUCAACAUCUUCCCGGCGGCGCGCUAUGCCAUCAUCCUUGAGGAGGACCUCGACGUCUCUCCGGACUUCUUCAGUUACUUCAGCCAGACCCUAAGACUCCUAGAGGAGGACCCCACAGUGUACUGCAUCAGCGCCUGGAACGACCAAGGCUACGAGCACACCAGCAGCGACCCGGCGCUCCUGUACCGGGUGGAGACCAUGCCCGGCCUCGGCUGGAUUCUCAAGAGGUCGCUCUACAAGGACGAGCUGGAGUCGAAGUGGCCGACGCCGGAGAAGAUGUGGGACUGGGACAUGUGGAUGCGUCUCGGAGAGGUCCGCCGUGGCCGCGAGUGCAUCGUCCCGGACGUGUCUCGGACCUACCACUUCGGCUCCUCGGGCCUCAACAUGAACUCGUACUUCCAAGACACGUACUUCAAGAAGCACUCGUUCAACACUCUGCCCUACGUCGAACUGCGCGAUCUCGACACCUUGAAGAAGGAUGCCUACGAAGAACUGAUCACAGGGAUGUUGCGCAGGGGGACGGUCCUAGAUCAUUCCCGGAGUCCUUGCGAGGAUACCUUCAUUCCAGACACCACAGGCCACACCUACCUGCUGUUCAUCCACAUGGAACACCACAAAGAUUAUUCCACUUGGUUGCAGGUCGCCAAGUGUCUUCGAAUUUGGGACCUCGACAGCAGGGGAUAUCACCAUGGCAUGUGGAGGCUUAAUAUGAAAUCCAACCCCCUGUUGAUUAUUGGCGUGCCUUUCUCCCAGUAUUCAAAAUUCAAACCCCCUGACUUAAAACCUCUGCGCAUGGAAGCAAAGGACAAAGGAAAGGAUCAAGGGAAGCCAAAGGAGAAAAACAUCAGCCAAAGAUAACAAUUUGCCUUGGUGGUUCUGGAACCAAAAUAUGCUGUGAUGUACGAUUUGGUCGUGAUGUGGCGUGAGAGAGAGAGGGAUUCGAGUGAUUCUGUGAAUCUGAGGAACAUGAAGAUUAAUGAAUAAGCAAAACCAGCAUGGAUGGAGAUACUUUGCUGAAGGAUGCUAAGCUCCGCCUAAUGUGAUGACUAGACUAAUCAUCGACACUGUGAGAUAUCUCGUAGAUGCAUUAAUGCCGUACGUGAAGUGGCGUUCAACUGCAAGUGACAUUGAACUUCUGUGUAAUGAAGCAGCUGGCUGUGCACACUUUAAUGCUCUAGACAUAGUUAGUAGUGACCGCCUUAUUAAUGCCCAAUAAGCCACCAUCACCCGAUAUAUACAGAGCCUCAGACUUGGAAAAAAUGAGAAGCUUCAGCCACUUUUUUGAAAGUAGGUUGUAGAACCUUUUUUCGGUUCUUUAAUAGCAGUGACUUACAGAUCAUUUUUCAUAUAUUUAGAAAUAUUUUGAAAAUGGCAUUUAGCUCUUAAAGAUUUCCUUGUUUAUUUAGACAAGUAUUAGAGGUAUCAUAAAAUUAAG